AUGCCCGCCGCCACAUUCAACCGAGAGCGCACCGUCGGAUCUCAGCUCCCAACAAGCCGCUCCAGCCAAGGUUUCCAAGAUGCCAUCGUCGAAGAAUCCCAAGACCCUCGCCAAGUAGCACCACAUGUCACCGCCAAUGGAUUCCCUUUUGCCAACGACGGAUCCGUACAAGCCAACUUUGAAAACUUUAUGAUGGGCAUUGCCCUCGACCAGACCGUCAGCGACCUCUCCUCCUUUAGCCGGGCAUCCCAUGGCAACAACGGAUCCAACUGCAAUGUCCCGGCAACGGCAACAUCGACGGUGACGGGCACAACAACUGCGGCCCUCAGCCAAACUCAGUUGCUUUCUGGAUCACGAUCAUAA
Messenger RNA from Linnemannia hyalina, 363 nucleotides. Lineage: Eukaryota; Fungi; Mortierellomycota; Mortierellomycetes; Mortierellales; Mortierellaceae. The record is from the annotation of a GenBank genome assembly.